Zea mays is the source of this 801-nucleotide messenger RNA. Its product is annotated as probable dual-specificity RNA methyltransferase RlmN. Gene Ontology annotation, molecular function: iron-sulfur cluster binding; catalytic activity. The record is from RefSeq and is a predicted model, not a curated record. Lineage: Eukaryota; Viridiplantae; Streptophyta; Magnoliopsida; Poales; Poaceae. Gene Ontology annotation, biological process: tRNA methylation; rRNA base methylation. The coding region runs from base 1 to 801 and encodes 266 amino acids. The transcript is spliced from 8 exons.
AUGGACAUUUUAUCUUCUAUCCAAGAUUUCACCAUCGUGCAGGUCGGUUGCCCCCUUCGUUGCUCAUUUUGUGCCACGGGGAAGGGAGGGUUUGCAAGGAACCUUCAACCACAUGAGAUUGUUGAACAGGUGUUGGCCAUCGAGGAGACGUUCAAAUACAGGGUGACAAAUGUUGUGUUCAUUGGGAUGGGUGAGCCCAUGAUGAACCUCAAGUCAGUUCUAGAAGCACACCAAUGCUUCAAUAAGGAACUAAAAAUUGGACAAAGGAUGAUGACAAUAUCUACAGUUAGUGUUCCAAAUACAAUAAAAAUGCUAGCAUCUCACAAGCUUCAGUCAACGCUGGCAGUCAGUCUGCAUGCCCCAAAUCAGAAGCUGCGGGAGACGAUUGUUCCUAGCACCAAGACUUACCCCUUGGGAGCACUAAUGGAUGACUGUAAGAGUUACUUCCUUGAAACUGGGCGCAGGGUAUCCUUCGAGUACACUCUGCUAGCUGGGAUUAACGAUGAAAAAGAGCAUGCCGAAGAGCUAGCAGAACUACUUCGUAUGUGUGGAGGUGGUUACCAUGUGAACCUGAUUCCCUAUAACCCAAUUGAAGGCUCCGAGUACAAGAGACCUUACAGAAAAGUGGUCCAAGCCUUUGUUGAUGCUUUAGAAGCACGCAAGAUAACCGUCAGCGUUCGACGGACCCGUGGGCUUGAUGCUAACGUAGCCUGUGGGCAGCUGAGGAAUGCGUUUCAGAAGAAUCCACUACUUGAGAUUGAACCGUCACCCUCCAUAGAGCGGACCCUCGUAACUGCUUAA